Trifolium pratense (red clover) is the source of this 989-nucleotide messenger RNA. Its product is annotated as glutathione S-transferase-like. Gene Ontology annotation, cellular component: cytoplasm. Bases 128 to 808 code for a protein of 226 amino acids. The record is from RefSeq and is a predicted model, not a curated record. The transcript is spliced from 3 exons. Gene Ontology annotation, molecular function: glutathione binding; glutathione transferase activity. NCBI's taxonomy places the organism in Eukaryota, Viridiplantae, Streptophyta, Magnoliopsida, Fabales, Fabaceae.
AUAUCUCAUCUAUCUACGGUGACUUUUCAUUUACUAACAGUACAUUGGUUGAUGAAGAGAAGAGAAGAGAAGAGAAGAGAAGAGAAGAGAAGAGGAUAGGAAUAAUCAAUAGGAAAAAGCAAUUGAAAUGGCGACGCCACCGCCAGCAGUUAAAGUGUACGGACCAGCUUUGUCCACCGCCGUUUCAAGAGUGCUGGCAUGUCUCAACGAGAAAGACAUCCCAUUUCAACUCAUCCCUCUCAACAUGUCCAAAGGAGAACACAAAAACCCUCAUUUCCUCAAAAUCCAUCCCUUUGGUCAAGUACCUGCAUUUCAAGAUGACCACAUUUCUCUGUUUGAGUCGAGAGCGAUAUGCCGGUACGUUUGCGAGAAACACGGAGGAGAGAAAGGAAACAAACAACUGUACGGUACCAAUCCACUUGCAAAGGCUUCCAUAGAUCAAUGGUUGGAGGCUGAAGGACAGAGCUUCAAUCCACCAUCUUCAACUCUGGUGUUUCAGCUAGCAUUCGCUCCUCGAAUGAAGAUCAAGCAAGACGAAGGAGCAAUCAGACAGAAUAAAGAAAAGCUUAAGAAAGUGCUUGAUGUGUACGAUAAGAGGCUUGCUGAAACUCGCUACUUGGCCGGUGAUGAAUUCACACUCGCUGACCUUUCCCAUCUUCCCAAUAUUCAUUACUUGGUCUCUUCUUCUGAUCAUGAAGACACGGCUGCUCUGUUUACUUCUGAGAGAGAAAACGUGUCCAGGUGGUGGACGGAGAUCUCCACGCGUCAGUCAUGGAAGAAUGUCAUCGAUUUGUACCCAAAACCUUGAUUCAUUCACUCACUCACUCACACUUCCUUCAGAUUAAUUAAUAAUUACUAGUACUGUACUAGUAUAUGCUUGCUUUCUGUGAUUUUGUUUUCCAUUUCUGCUGCUGUCAUUGUUAACACGGCUCUUUUAAUUUGUAUUUGCAUGUUGGAAAUUUAUAUUUCAGUCAUGUUUGGAUGCUAAA